Trichoderma citrinoviride is the source of this 1239-nucleotide messenger RNA. RefSeq lists its product as hypothetical. The transcript is spliced from 3 exons. Gene Ontology annotation, biological process: regulation of DNA-templated transcription. Gene Ontology annotation, cellular component: nucleus. Lineage: Eukaryota; Fungi; Ascomycota; Sordariomycetes; Hypocreales; Hypocreaceae. Bases 1 to 1239 code for a protein of 412 amino acids. The record is from RefSeq and is a predicted model, not a curated record. Gene Ontology annotation, molecular function: DNA-binding transcription factor activity, RNA polymerase II-specific; zinc ion binding.
AUGCAAGCAUCGGCUUCUGCAUCAGAUCCCACUCCCCCUCCGCCGGCGCAAUUUUCCGUCUUUGGCAGAGCAGCUGGAGUUUGCCGCCAGUGCAGAGCAUCCAAGACCCGCUGCGACAAGAUCCUGCCCAGCUGUAACCGAUGUGUGUCGAGAAAGGCUCGUUGUGUCUAUGGCCGGCGGAUAUCCACAAGCAACUCCGCUGGCGGAGUUUCUGCCGAAGACAGAGAAGAGGCACAGUUACCGCCCCAGGACGGUGAGACGGCUUGUAUCUUUGGAGCAUCUCUUGACACGUGCUACAAGUUAGUCGGAAUGAUAUCUGUUGCUCUGCUGAGUGGCGUUGAUGAUGCGGAGCAAGACGCUUUGCUUCUUCGGAUGGCAUUCAAAGCAAUGGGACUGACGACCGUGUCUGUUGUUCAGACGUACCGAAGAGCUGUUCAUGAUUGGUUUCCUGUUGUUUCCGAUGAUCAGUUCUCACAUUUCCUUGAUACUCACUCCCUUACAAACUGUCCUGCUAUUGAUGGGAUGCUGGUUCUGGCCAUGGGCCUGGUAGCUCAGCCGCCAUGCACACACCAAAGCCAUGGCAUUUGCAACAGUCUAUACAAAGCUGUGAAGCAGUCAUUCAUGCUCCUUCAGACAAGUGCGAGCCCUUCUAUACAGGUGCUGCAGAUUGGACUUCUGCUGUCACUGUUUGAAUAUGGCCAUGGUCUUGAUCAAGAAGCUGAGUUGACUGUAUCUGCUUGUACGGCGUUUUGCGACUCGCACAGGACGCUUUGCAUUGCUGGGGUUGAUGCCGACAGAGCAACGGACAAGGCAACUAUUUGUCGGAAAGCAGUUGUUAUCCUGGAUUGCCUAAUAGCAUUACCGACGCCUGCUACGAGCGAACGGACGCCGAAAGAGAGUAUCUUACAUGCAGUGGCAGUGAGCUGCCGUAGCAACGAUGGGAAGUUUGAGGAGAUUUGUGGUACCUCAUCCAACUUUGACGUGCUGUUCCACGUCGCAGGAGUCGUCCGAGAGGCCAUCCAUUACAUCAAAGAUGAAAGAAAGGGAAGCUCCCCAGCAAACUCGUAUAAUGUAGCUGAAUCACGUCUACGAAGCGUCUGCUACGCUCUGAUACGAGCCGCUGGGCCCAAUUCCUUCAUGUUCUGCGACAGCAUUGCACUCGCACUAAGGUAUGUGCAAUUGCUAUCCCUGACUUUUGACACCAACAUCAAACCUGACGCACACAAGCUUCCUAUUUGA